GCGGGGAUGCAGAGCAUCAAGUGCGUGGUGGUGGGCGACGGGGCGGUGGGGAAGACCUGCCUGCUCAUCUGCUACACCACCAACGCCUUCCCCAAGGAGUACAUCCCCACCGUCUUCGACAACUACAGCGCCCAGAACACGGUGGAUGGCAGGACUAUUAACUUAAACCUGUGGGACACGGCCGGCCAGGAGGAGUACGACCGCCUCCGGACGCUUUCCUACCCCCAGACCAACGUCUUCAUCAUCUGCUUCUCCAUCGCCAGCCCACCCUCUUACGAGAACGUCAAGCACAAGUGGUACCCGGAGGUGUGCCACCACUGCCCCAGCGUGCCCAUCCUCCUCGUCGGCACCAAGAAAGAUCUGAGAAACAACCCCGAGACCAUGAAGCGGCUCAAGGAGCAGAACCAGGCGCCCAUCACCACCCAGCAAGGCAUCAGCCUCUCCAAGCAGAUCCGCGCCGUCAAGUACCUGGAGUGCUCGGCGCUCAACCAGGAGGGCAUCAAGGAUGUCUUCACUGAGGCGGUGAGGGCCGUGCUCAACCCCAUCCCGGCCAAGCCCAAGAAGCCCUGCGUCCUCUUGUGACGGGACUGCCGGUGACCAGCAAGAGACGAUCCUGCCCCUACCCCGGCCCCGCCGCCCCCCAAGACACUGCCCGGCGCCGCCAGAACCCCCCCACCCGCCUGGGUGCCUCCCCGAGCCUCGCUGCCCCCCCUGGGGACGGGGAGACCAGGGCCACCAGCCCGAAGCCGCCAGCUUUAAUAAUACAGACCUUGUUUGCACUAACUGGCCAUCCGCCCCAGGGGCAGCGGGGCUCCCCCAGCCCCGCGGGACCCCCACCUCGGCCCUGGCUGUCAGCGUCCGCUUUUGGGUGACGCCUCUCCAGUCCCGGCACAGAGCAACGCUUCCCAAGAAGGGGAUGCCCGGGGUGGCCGAAGCCCCCUCCUGCCCUGAGCACCCCACAGGGUCCUGCCACCCCCAUCCCCUGCCAACCCCCCCCCCCACACCAGCGGGGCUGAGGGGGGCAUGAGGGGAGGCCCUCAGCCCCUCUGUGCCAGCCCCGGCGCUCGGCCACCUCCAAGCAUCCCACUGCCCUGGCACUGGCACGGCCCCGUCCUGCCAGGGGGUCCCGGCAGCUGUUCCGGGGGUCUCCUGGGUGGGUGUUUGGGGUGAGCCCAGCCCGGCGCAGCAUUGCCAGCUCCCCGGGGAAGUCCAGCCCUGGUGAGAGCAGAGCCGGUGCUGCCAGCAGGCUCUGCCAGAGGAGCGUGUUCCCGCGCCGGCCGGUGCCAGGGCUCCGCAGGGCGGUGGGACUCGCCUGUAACCAGCCGCUCCCCGAGUUGCUUCUCCUGAAAUAAAGAGA
Gymnogyps californianus (California condor) is the source of this 1357-nucleotide messenger RNA. RefSeq names its product ras homolog family member G (gene RHOG). The record is from RefSeq and is a predicted model, not a curated record. Gene Ontology annotation, biological process: cortical cytoskeleton organization; regulation of cell shape; regulation of actin cytoskeleton organization. The transcript has a single exon. Bases 7 to 582 code for a protein of 191 amino acids. NCBI's taxonomy places the organism in Eukaryota, Metazoa, Chordata, Aves, Accipitriformes, Cathartidae. Gene Ontology annotation, molecular function: GTPase activity; protein kinase binding; GTP binding. Gene Ontology annotation, cellular component: cytoplasmic vesicle; cell cortex; plasma membrane.